Photinus pyralis (common eastern firefly) is the source of this 1065-nucleotide messenger RNA. Its product is annotated as tachykinin-like peptides receptor 99D. The record is from RefSeq and is a predicted model, not a curated record. Gene Ontology annotation, molecular function: tachykinin receptor activity. Gene Ontology annotation, cellular component: plasma membrane. Gene Ontology annotation, biological process: G protein-coupled receptor signaling pathway. The transcript is spliced from 5 exons. NCBI's taxonomy places the organism in Eukaryota, Metazoa, Arthropoda, Insecta, Coleoptera, Lampyridae. Bases 363 to 1034 code for a protein of 223 amino acids.
UGUAGAUGUAGGUAGUGUUGUGUGUCACAUAUUAUAAGAGAUAACAUACGAAUAGAAGAGCUGAAGCGUGAUUGCAUAUUAUCAUCGAAUAACGAAAACAUUUUCCCUCAACGCUAAUAUUAUUCACGUAUCGUAGAAGCGUUUCACAGUAUAGAUGUAGUGAGACUUUCGGUAGCCGUUAUGUCACAACACUGCUGGAUAACGACAAGCUCGUCUGGCUGUGGGAUUACAGGUUACCGGCCAAUGUUUUGAACUCGUGUGGUGUCGAGGUAUGAGACUCAUUUUGCAAUAUCCACAUAUUGAAAUAUUUGAAAUAGGUGCCAAGCGCUAUGAAAUCUGAAACGGUAUAGCUUCGAACAGCAAUGAAUACCACGGCCUUUCCAUCUCCGACGGUUUUUUACACCUACGACUAUGAUUCUGAGAAUCACACCGUCACGACCUACGGUUACAUCUAUACCUCAUCUGAAAACGACACAUUUGCGGAGGAUGCCAAUAAAUUUAUUUUGCCAGUUUGGAGACAAAUACUUUGGAGCAUUCUGUAUGCGGGGAUGGUCCUUGUAGCAACAGGUGGAAAUUUAAUAGUUAUUUGGAUAGUUCUGGCACAUAAAAGAAUGCGAACCGUCACCAACUAUUUUUUAUUGAACCUUUCGGUAGCAGACGCGAUGGUAUCUACCUUAAAUGUGACGUUUAACUACGUAUACAUGCUUAACUCGCAUUGGCCGUUUGGAAGUUUAUACUGCAAGAUAUCUCAAUUUAUAGCCGUUUUAUCGAUAUGCGCUUCCGUUUUUUCUCUCAUGGCCAUCUCAAUCGAUAGGUAUAUGGCGAUCAUGACACCAUUGCGACCUCGGAUGGGCAGAACAGUAACAUUGUGUUUGGCAAUGAGUACUUGGUUACUGGGAAUCGCGAUCUCAAGUCCUUCUCUAUUCUAUUACACAACCUAUGUGGAACAAUAUAGUGAAGAACAACAACGAAUUAUUUGCUACGGAGCUUGGCCGGAUGGCGACACCAACGAAUCCUUGUAUGAAUAUAUGUAAGUACCAGAUAUAUGACCUUGUAGUGUACAUA